AUGAAUAAAUUUUGUGAUUAUAAGUCUUGUUAAUUCAAUAUUAAGCAACCUACUAUAGAACAAAGAUCAAUGUUAGCAAAAGUUAUGUGUCCUCUUUGUUUAGCAUCCAAUUACUGUAGCAUUAGAUGCAGAGAUCUUGAUUGGUACAUUAAGAUAAUAAUUCUCAAGGCCCAUUUAUCAUAAAGGAGUAUGUAAGAAAAACUAAUCUGAGAGGGCCAAAUCAUGCAAUGAUACAAUGGAUUCCUCUUCAGCUGUUAGUAUCAGAAGAAAACCUGAAGAAUUCGAAAUUAUAAUAAUUGGCUCAAAAUAGGAGUUGGGAAGAGGGUCAUAUGGAUCAGUAAAACUAGUCAAAGACAAAUAGAAUGGAUAAUUAUACGCUAUGAAAAUAGUAAUAGUUUUGUUUGAUUAUUCCUAGAUGAACAAGAGACAAGUAUUUGAGUAUUGUUCAGUGGAAAAUCUAAAAAGGGAAAUCAAAAUACAACGCAAACUAUUUCAUUCGAACAUUUGCAAACUUUAUCAUUAUUUUGAAGAUAAAGAAAAUGUGUAUUUGGUUCUCGAAUAUGCUGGUAUUUAUCACAUUUGGAUUAGAAAAUGGAUCUCUGUUUCAUUACAUAAAAAAGAGAACCAAAUUACCAGAAGAUGAGGCAUUUGUCUACUUCUUUUAGACUUGUCUUGGAAUUGACUACCUUCAUAAAAAUAAAGUAAUACAUAGAGAUCUAAAAGUACAAUUUCAAUUUACUAUGAAUAGCCAGAGAAUCUUCUUUUGGAUAAUGAAGGAAAUGUGAAAAUAUGUGAUUUUGGUUGGAGUGCUGAGAGUUUAACAGAAAAAAGAAUGACAUUCUGCGGAACCUAUGAAUAUAUGGUAGAUAACAAUUUAUAUUAUUAGGCUCCUGAAAUGUUGAAUAAACAACCACAUGAUUUCAGUCUAGAUGUUUGGAGUUUGGGUAUCUUGUUAUACGAACUCUUGCAUGGUAAUGCUCCUUUUAGAGGCAGGAACAAUGAAGAAUUAUGCAACAAAAUAAAAUCAGGUUAGCCUAUUAAUUUUGCGCCUACUUUAUCUCAUGAAGUUAUUACUCUAAUCAAAGGAAUCCUGAAGUACAUUCCAUCUGAAAGAUUGACUAUGGAUUAAAUCUUUGACCAUCCCUGGAUGGUAAAACAUGCUGCUGCUUUAAAAAUUGACAUCUGGACCUAUGUUUACAAACCUCAAUACCCAACCAGAUAGAUUCCUUUAAUCAACUUUAAGUCUACAUCAAAACCCAUGGACAUACAAAAGAAAGAGCUACAAGUUAGACCCAUGUCAUAAGAUUAUACUAAAUUCAAAACUUAGGAAUAAUAAUCCAAUUAUAAGAAUUAUUCUUAGAAUGAUUAAAUACGAUAAGACGAUUUAAAUAAGCAUAGGAUAACCAGAGUUUCUAAUAGAAAUGAGCUCUUGCUCCAUUAACAUCAAUUAUAGCAACAAUAAUAGGAAUAGAAAUUGGGUUUUAUGGAUAAGGUCUUCUUGGCAUUCGGAUGUUUAAACAGAGAUAAAAAGUGA
This is a messenger RNA of Paramecium octaurelia, 1534 nucleotides long. NCBI's taxonomy places the organism in Eukaryota, Ciliophora, Oligohymenophorea, Peniculida, Parameciidae. The record is from the annotation of a GenBank genome assembly.